AUGCAGCGUGGGGAGGGUCUGGGUGGGCGUCUGUCCGCGGUGGCGGCUCUGGCGUUGGACGUGGACCCCACUUCACCACAGUUUUUGUCCGCCUCAUCAACCGCCCCCGUGGCCUCUUAUGAGCGGCAACCCUCGCCGCCGACCGUGGACCCUAGCCAUGGGUCCCAAAUGGACGGGAGAUUCUGGCAGCGCCGGACGGACGAGAGACUCCGGCUGCUCCGGAGUGUCAAUGGAGGCUCCCAUUCACUGUACUCCAGUGUGGGGGAUGAUGUCAGUCUGCCGUGUACCAAUGUGGUCCACCCUGACUGCUCCUCUACAGUGUGGCUCUUCAGCAGAACUGAGUCUCACAGUGCUACUGAAAAGGUCUUUCAAGGGAAGAUCCAAAAUGAAGGAAACGAGGGCAGUGAGAGUCCGGGAGUAGGGUCUGACUGCUCACUCCGUGUUCGUAACAUUGGCACUGAGGAUACUGGAGUCUAUGUCUGCCGACAGUACCCUACAGAUGGCAGAGUGCUCUCUGCUAACAUAUGUGGUCCUCUAACGUUUGACUCCUUCGUUAGAGAUAUCGUUAGGGUGAGCUGGGUGAAUGAGACAGGUGGCGAGUUGCAGGGAGACUCCAGAUACCAGGUCACACGGGUGUCUGGCUGUGACAUCACUCUGACUGUGAAACUUUGGAGAAAGGAUAAGAACAGGAAGUGGUGGUGUCAGCUGACUGAGGGAACGAGGAAGACAUUUGUCUACCUCACUUCUAAGGUCUCAGCAUAG
Molecule: messenger RNA, 762 nt
Organism: Oncorhynchus nerka (sockeye salmon)
Lineage: Eukaryota; Metazoa; Chordata; Actinopteri; Salmoniformes; Salmonidae
Exons: 5
Coding region: 1-762 (253 amino acids)
Source: RefSeq, a predicted model, not a curated record